UGGGAGUGGCUGAUGAAGGGCUCUCUUUCCUCUUAGAAACUUUCCAGCAGGCUUAUCAUUCCCAGAAAAUAAAAGUUGUAUCAUGGCUUGAACCGUUUCCAUCAUACAUGCACAGAAGGCAGCAACUCCCUUGCUCUUGAGACAGCCCUGAGGGGGUUGAUUAGAGAGCUGUGUCUCUUCUAGCCAGGUUAUCCCACUGGCACAUUCACUUGUUCCUUCUACGUAGUUUGGCUUCUUCACUCAGGAAUGCAUUGAACUAUUGGCUAUGGAUGGAAGGAAAAUGUGUAUUUACAUGUGUUUGUUAGUGUGACAUCUCUAUCACCAUGUGUACCCGUUUCUGGCAGACUAUCCUGUCUGGCAUUUCCAGGUAAUUUGGUUAUUUAUAAAGCAGUCAUACUGUCCCUCUGUUCUUCUUGUGCCUUCUGUUUAAGGCAGAAGCUUAGAAAGAAAAAAAAUAACAGCCUCUGUAAAACAAAAAGGGUAGCCGUGUUUUUUCAUGUCCCAGUUUACCAUUACUAUCCCCAAUGGCCUCACCAGCCUUAUUCCUUAAGCCUCCUGAGAGGAUGUUCUACCCCUCAACUCUAAUUUCUGCCCUUGUGCUCAACAGUGGGUUAUCUCCAGCUCUCGCUGAGCGUGUGCACUGACAGCUGGGGUCAUGGAAAGCCUGAGGGAGGGGGGCUCCUGGAAAUGACAGCUCAUCUCAGCUUCUCUGGCUUUGAGGACAGAAGCCUGAGUCUCCUUGGUUGUUUAAAAACCUUCAAGAUCCUAAGGGUGUAGACCAGGUCUCCUCCUUUCUCACUUGCUCAUCCUGCCUUUCGGACCCUGAAUGUGAUUUUUCUUUUGCCACAGCAGAGCUGAAGUGAAAUGAACAGUGUCACUGUAAAAUCAUCCCAUUUUCCCAUCCUCUUUUGUACGUGCAUUUUGACAGAGCUUUUCCCCAGGAUGGUGACCAUCUUCCCAGUCUGUGAGAAAUGUGCUUUUUCCUGCUACCCCGUGUCUGAAGCCAGGGUGUGGAGGGAGAAAUGAGGAAUGGCAGGUGUGUGGAACAGAGAUGAGGUGUUCUGUCAGUUCUGUGGAGAGUGCCUCAUUCCACCCCUGCCCAUAGCACAGAAGCUGUUGGCUGCCAGGCCCCCUUGGCAGGGAUGUGCCCCGUAGUAACAGCACUGCUGAUGGGCUUCUCUCUUCAGUGCUCCUUUCUGUCCUGCCUGCCAGACUCCUCUGGUUGUGACCUCAACACCCUGGGAUCCUGGGGAAUGGAUUCAGGGAGUCCUACUAAGUCCUGUGUCCUGGCUGCUGGCAGUAAUAAAACUUGGCAAGAUGAGCAGGAGGGUGAUGACUGUUUUCCACUUCUGGAAUUUCAUGGCUGAGUAAGAGGUAUGUUUUGGGGUCUGGGCAUUUGGGUGUGACCAGCUUGGUCCUUUUUUCUAGCCUGUGUUUCUUGUCAGGCCGUUAUGAUCCCAGUCCAAGCUGGAAAACUGCUAUGCAGCUCUGUAGGGCUGGAGUGCAAUAAGCUCAAUGUGGGACUGAAAGUGUAUCCAGCUCCUUAGAAGGAUGCAAACAUGAAUUGAUGCCAUGAUAUGCUAGCUGGACUUUUAUAUAUAUGUGUGUGUGUGUGUGUAUUUCACACAUGCUUCCUUUUGAUGCCAGUAGUGGUGGACAUUAUUGGAGGCAGGAUACUGGUUUAGUGGGAUAAGGAAGGACAUCAGGAAUUCUGUUCUGCAACAGUUGAGGGAGGGUCCUUGGCAGCUGUUUAAAUUCCAUUACGUGCUGAUCUACAGGCACUGUCUGCAGGGUGCAGCCAAGCAAAUACACACUGUGCAACCCUUGAUUGAUGCUGCACUGCCUGCAUCCCUGUAGGUUGCCAUGGAGCCACCUCUCCUACCUGCUGAGCUUUCUGCUUUCUUAAAUCCAGCAGCGGACUAGAGCCAGCAAGAAGAGAGGGAGUGGAAGAAAGCCUUUGAAGAGGACUGAACAUUUGCACUGGUGCUGUCACCUGCUUUGGUGGUGAAAGGAACUUGGUGAUCCAGAAAGAUGCGUGAGUAUACAGAAAAGAAGGAAACAUGUGGGACCAUCUGUCUGAAGUACCUACUCUUCAUCUUCAACUUCUUUUUCUGGCUGGCUGGUGGGGCUGUGAUGGCAGUGGGCACCUGGACCCUGGCUGAGAAGAGUGACUACAUCAGCCUGCUCUCCUCCAGCACAUACUCUGCAACUGCUUAUAUCCUGGUGGUGGCUGGGGUGGUGGUCAUGGUCACUGGCAUCCUUGGGUGCUGUGCCACCUUCAAAGAGCGGCGGAAUUUGCUAAGAGUGUACUUCAUAUUGUUGCUAUGCAUCUUUCUCCUGGAGAUCAUUGCAGGAAUCCUGGCCUAUAUCUACUACCAGCAGCUGAGCCUGGAGCUGAAGCAAAAUUUGAAGAACACCAUGACCCAGAAGUACCGGAGGGAGGGAGAAGAGAGCGUUACCAGUGCAGUGGACAAGCUGCAGCAGGAGUUCAAGUGCUGUGGGAGCAACAACUACACGGACUGGGCUGACAGCCUGUGGAUCAGAUCUCCAGGGGCCAGUGGGAGGAAAGUCCCAGACAGCUGCUGUAAGACCAUCACUGACCUGUGUGGCAGAAGAGACCAUCCUUCCAACAUCUACAAGGAGAGUGGUUGCAUUACCAAGCUGGAAAACUUCAUUCAAGAGCAUCUGAAAAUUAUCGGGGCAGUGGGCAUCAGCAUUGCUUGUGUGCAGAUCUUUGGGAUGAUUUUCACCUGCUGCUUGUACAAGAGUUUAAAGUCAGAACCAUAUUAAUAGCUGUGAGAGCUCUGUUGCUCCCCCUCUGCCACUUCCCUUAGCACCUGCCAACCUGACCACUCUCCACCACCACCACCAAAAGUGUCUGUAACUUGAGGACUUGGCUCUGUAAUUGAAUGCCUUUAGAACCAUGCACUGCCUUACCUGCCCCUCUGGGGAAAGUCACCCUCCUUGUUGUGUACGAGGCAGCCAGGAGUUCAGCAGGUCCUCUUCAGUGUGAAGAAACAAAAGAGCUGUGGAUCUUCUGCUAGAAGCUUUAUCACAACAGUCCCUUGAUAUAACUACAAAGCAAGAUUUAUCCAAGGCCAUUUCCCUCGAGGCUUUCCCAAGCCAACAUGAAGCCAUCAGGAUGCUGUACAAGAGUCAUGGUUUGCUCUCUUGAGAAGUGGCUCAGCAGUACUGGGCAUUGACUGUGAGGACAGAUGAUGGUUCUGCACUGAGCUGGAGACAGAGCUGAGUUUCUCAUACAUGGAAGAUUCUCUCUCUCCCUCCUCCCAAGUGUGCACCAGUGUCCUAACAUAGCUGUUCUCCACCAGAGAGGAUGGGAUGCCUGCCUGGUUACUGGGGGCAGGAGCUGCUUGCCCAGCUGACUGGGAGCACAGCUCGGUGCAGCUGAAAUCUAGUUGUGACCCUCAUGUUGCCGAGAUGUUGUGGGUGCCUUAGGAUUUCUCAGCAAUUCUUCUUCCUUUCCCUUGAAGCUUCCUCCAACAGAGUGCCAUUAGGAGCCACAAGAGGCCUUUUGCUUCCCAGCAGUUCUGGAGCAAAGAUGAUGGACUGCCUUUUUUGGGUCUAGUUUGUUUUAUUGACUGGUUUCCAGCAUGAGUGAGCAGUCUUAUUUCCACCUUCCUAUCCCCUUCCCCAGGUGAAGAACUGGUCUUUUUGUGGGGCUGCCAUAUUUUGCUACCCUUUGGCCUGCUCAGUUAGUGGAAAUACCUUUUUCAUCUGUUACAUGUUGAGAGGUUCCCUUGGUUUGAUUUUUCUAACUAAAACCUCCAGGUUUGCCUCCCUUGGCAGGAAAUGAAUAUACACCAAUGUUUUUCAGCCUCCAAAGAGCUUGUUAAUCAGCUGAGGGUUUUCUGGCUUUGUCUGGAAGCUCAAUUUACUGAUUACUGCCAGGAAAGUCAGGAGAGUCAGUUUCAAUCAGUUGCCCCAGUGUACUUGGUAAACUGGUACUGCUGGGUUAGCUAUUUGCUGCUGAGGAAUAGGUUUUAAUUAAAUAUUAAAUUAAUUAAAAAUUCUGCAUUGGAAUCCUGGAUACCUACAGGACACAGACAUUGCCAUGGACUUGAUUGCAGCCUGAAUUGACAGGAUCUUGUGUUCCUCUUGUCUUGUUCCCUCCUUCCUAGUAUGCCUGAUACACUCAUGAAGCAGCAUAAAGGGCAGUUUGAUGUUUCUGAGCAAUGAAGACAAGCUCAGACCUUCAUAAAUAAAUUUCUUCCCUCUUCUGGCCUUCUAGCAGUGCUGGCUGAGCCCUGUCCCCAGCAGCAGACAGCCAACAGAAGCAGAAUCAUCCAGACCAAUAAAGGAUCUUGCAGUAUCGUGGGGGUUUUGGUUCACAGAGCAGAAAUCGUGGGCUGCAGCUAAAGGACAACACGUUAAAAUUCAGAGCAGGUCAAUCUGAAACUCCUCCAUUAUCAGUCCUAUGAAAUAAUCCUCAGCUAAUGCAGAAAGAGAGGUGUAGGAACUGAGGUGUAUCCUUGGUUCCACAGCAGUAAGAAAGAGAGGAAAAAUAUCUAAAUUAUUCUGUAAUGAUCUAAAGGAGAAAUCUCUAAAUUAUUUGUUGUUUUAUAGUAAAGUUCCUUAACAAGUAUUGACUACUAACUAAGAGGAAAAUAUUGAACAUGUUGCUUGAAGCAAUAUUUCUGAUUUCUUAAGCAUAUCUUCAUAGCUGCCUUUGCCCAUUCCCUUCAAACAUACUGUAAGGGUUGGGAGAGGCCAGGAAGAAUGAGACAUGAACAGUAAGUUGGUUUGUAUCCACUGAGCUGUUUUAUACUUUUUCUCUAUGUAACAAUAUUCAUUGCUUUUGGGUUUUUUUAACCCAGUUUAAGUUGCUGGCCAAUAGAAAAAUAAAGCUUAAGACUCU
Messenger RNA from Sturnus vulgaris (Common starling), 4876 nucleotides. NCBI's taxonomy places the organism in Eukaryota, Metazoa, Chordata, Aves, Passeriformes, Sturnidae. The record is from RefSeq and is a predicted model, not a curated record.